Pygocentrus nattereri (red-bellied piranha) is the source of this 2932-nucleotide messenger RNA. RefSeq names its product inter-alpha-trypsin inhibitor heavy chain H3-like. The transcript is spliced from 23 exons. The record is from RefSeq and is a predicted model, not a curated record. The coding region runs from base 42 to 2669 and encodes 875 amino acids. NCBI's taxonomy places the organism in Eukaryota, Metazoa, Chordata, Actinopteri, Characiformes, Serrasalmidae.
CUUGUGUGCAUUUGUCCAGCUUCAGUCCUGCGUGGAUCAUCAUGGGUCGAGCCACAGUUGGCGUAAUACUAUUUGGCGUCUUGCUCAGCUUUUUCGCCGCUGUCACAGCCGUUAAGGAGCGAGACGUCGACAUCUACAGCUUCCACAUUAACUCCACAGUAACCAGCCGCUACGCCGUCACAGUCAUCACGAGUCGUGUGGCAAAUCGACUUAAUGAGUCCAAAGAAGUCCAUUUCCAAGUCAAGAUUCCCAAGAAUGCUUUCAUCAGCAAAUUCAGAAUGACCAUAGAGGGGAAGACGUAUGAUGGAGUUGUGAAGGAGAAAGAAGAGGCUCAGCAGCAGUACAGUCAGGCAGUGUCUCGGGGAGAAAGUGCUGGAAUGGUCAGCUCAGUAGGAAGGACUCUGGAGGAGUUUAAGACCUCAGUGACAGUGGCUGCUUUCAGCAAAGUGACCUUCGAACUGACCUAUGAGGAGCUGCUACAACGUCGACUUGGCAAAUAUCAGCUACUCAUCAAUGCCCAACCGAUGCAGCCUGUAGCAGAUUUCAAGAUUGAUGUUUACGUCCGUGAGAGUCCAGGUAUUUCCUUACUGGAAGUGAAAGGAGGGCUGAACACUAAUGAGCUGGCCAAUGCUGUAACCACUACACGAUCUGGUACAGAGGCGUGGGUGAACUUCUACCCCACUCGUGAGCAGCAGACCAAGUGUGAUGUUUGUGGUGAAAAUGGACUAAAUGGAGACCUGAUCAUAAUGUAUGAUGUAGACAGACGAAAUCCCAGUGGAGAACUACAGGCAUCAGAUGGUUAUUUCGUCCACUACUUUGCACCUACAGAUAUUCCACGAAUACCGAAAAAUGUGGUGUUCGUCAUUGACCGAAGUGGCUCCAUGAGCGGGAGGAAGAUUCAGCAGACUCGUGAAGCAUUGCUGAAAAUUUUGGGAGAUCUUGCUGAGGACGAUUACUUUGGGCUGAUCACCUUUGAUGAUCGUAUAGAAGUGUGGAAUCCUGAACUCCUCCAGGCCACAGAGAGGAACCUGAAGACAGCAAAGGACUUUGUUAGACAGAUUAAAGAUAAUGGCUACACAAACAUCAAUGCUGCAGUGCUGAAGGGAGUGGAGAUGAUCAACAAACACCCACGAGAAGGCUCAGCCUCCAUCCUCAUCCUGCUGACUGACGGAGCCCCAAAUAGAGGUGAGAGUGACCCAACAAGGAUUCAGGCCAAUGUGAAAGAGGCCAUUGGGGGGAAGUUUCCUCUGUACUGUCUGGGGUUUGGAUUUGAUGUUAAUUUUGAUUUCCUGAAUAAAAUGGCUCUGGAAAACCAUGGACGUGGUCGUAGGAUCUAUGAGGACUCAGAUGCUGACCUACAGCUACAGGGUUUCUAUGAGGAGGUGGCCGUUCCUCUGUUAACCGGCGUCCAGCUGAACUACACUGGAUCUUCUAAUGUUACGCAGACCAGAUUCAGCCACUACUACAACGGCUCAGAGAUUGUAGUUGCUGGACAGAUCACAGACAACAGCCUGGAGACUUUCCAAGCAGAGGUCAUCGCAGUCUCAAAAAACAGUAGAGUGACCUACCAGGACUCCGUGUUCAUGAAAGACAUAGCGGGAGUUUUGCCACAACAUGAGCACUUCACCCAGAGACUUUGGGCUUAUCUUACAGUGAAGCAGCUCCUGGAGAAAGAGAUGACACUUAAUGGGGAGGAGAAGGAAGCAGCCAGGAAAGAAAUCCUGGAUCUCUCUCUUAAAUAUGAAUUUGUGACCCCUUUGACUUCCAUGGUGGUCACCAAGCCUGAAGGAGAGGAGACACAGGUCGCCCACAAACCUAAAGAGGGAGAAAAUAGAAAGCGAAUGCCACAAAGGCCAGCAUGGGCCAAUACCUUUCACCUGUCAGGCAGGUUGGCAUCUCACCCAGGACAAAAAGGUCGCACUGCAUUGGGCAUUGGAAGCUACAGCUAUGGAGGCCUUUCACACAGCUACAGUGAUUUUUCUCAUAGACCUUAUACCAGAAAGAAAACGUCACGUAAAACUUCUCAGUCGCAAACUCCACCAACCCCCCCUCCAGUGAUUGGCGUGAGGUUCUUGAUCUCUUCUCUUGAUCAGCCUAAGCCAGUAUGUUAUGAUCUCCCUGCCGCUUCCAAACUCCGCCUCCUGACGGACCCCUCCUCAGAUUUCUCAAUGAAUGGUGAACUCUCAACAAAAGGCUUCAAUCAAAUCGCUCUUCAUUACAAAACGGAUUAUUCCUUAAUGCUCAACACCUCUCAUAUCCUUUAUCACGAUGGCCUGAAUGAUGUGAUGUUUUUGUGGGGACAGGAGCCCAGCAAGCAUGAGACUGACAGCGUGUCUCUGAUUCUGAGGAUUGAGGAAGUGGACGUCACCAUGGGGACUGUGCGUGUGGUGUUGUUCCGACAUAAGAAAGAUGGAGAAAUGUUUCUGUGGCCUGCGGUUCAGCAGCAACCAAACCAUGUUGGCAUACAAGGGAUUUUUGGAAAAAACAAUCUUGAAUAUGAGGAAUUACCAGGAUCAGUCAUCAAAAUCAAAGAUCAAGAUGUGAAAGCGACCUGGAGCACUGCUGCUGACUAUCGACGCUCUUCAGCUCCUGUUCUUGGAUGCUGGCUCGUACCAUACAAGUCUGUCCUGCAGGGGGAGCUCUCUGAUUUCACAGUGUCACAGCUGUAGACUUGUGUAUUGAAGAUGCGCUUCAAAACACUGAUUUCAAUGAUGUUGAUGUUCACUGAUGUUCUUAAUUCUGAUGAAAUAUUUAACCGGGUUAAAUCAGGAUUGGAUGAUGGAAACUGGUAGAGAAAAAAUGAAGACUUUGAAGAGCCCUGAGAACCUGGAAUAUCAGAUUUACAUGACACAACAGGUUCAUUUAUAAGUGUUGUUUACAUAUGAACAGCAAUUCCACUAAAACAAUGAAUAAAAAAAAUGAUUAACGUUUA